GCCUCACGUACCUGCUCGCUCCAUGUCCGUGCCGCCAGUGGUCCAUCAGUGCCAGUGCCAGUGCCAGUGACUGAUGGUGCGGGGUGGGUGGACCCUGUUACAGUAUCGCAGCUGGCCUCUUCGGACAGUUCGUCCACAUCCCCAAUCUGAUACUGAUACCUACUUACAUCAGCAACUACGUACUUCCUCAGAAGUCGACUGACCCAAUUGACGCACAAUGAAGUCAACAAUCCUCUUUACCCUCGCCGCGACGGCGGCUGGCCUCGUGAGCGCCGACGAACUCAAGAUCGACAAGACACACAGCGUCGAGUGUGAGCGCCGUACGCAGAACGGAGACAACAUUCACAUGCACUACCACGGCAGCCUUGCGGAUUCGGGCAAGAAGUUCGAUGCCAGCUACGACCGCGGGCGGCCAUUGACCUUUGUCCUGGGAUCCGGACGUGUCAUCAAAGGUUGGGACCAGGGUCUGCUCGACAUGUGCAUCGGCGACAAAAGGACCUUGACCAUCCCUCCUGAGCUCGGAUACGGACAGCGCGCUAUGGGACCUAUUCCUGCCGGAUCGACGCUCAUCUUUGAGACAGAGCUGGUGGGCAUCGAUGGCGUCGAGCCACCCGAGACUAUCGAACCCGAGGUCCUCGUUGAAGAGGUUAAGACAGAAGCGGAGGGCAUCGCAGAGAAGGUCGCCAGUGCCGCAGCCGAGGCCGCAGACGCGGCCAAAACCAUGGUUGCCGACACAGACGAUAUCGAGGGCCACGAGGAGUUGUAGUGAAAUAACUAUUCUCGGCCAACAUGUGUCUAGAAAUACGAAUGACAUAACGACCCCUUGCAACGGAAUUGUAGUGCGCGUUGAGUCGUGAUGAUACUUUGGUCUAGCUCCGAUGCGCUGUGACACAAAGACUGGCAAUUCGCCAGUGUGAUAUAUGUGGUAUCCAUGCCACGAUCACAGUGUCGAGCCGUAUUUUACGAGCUCACAAACAGGUGACAGACUCGAGAAGUGGCCUGGCGUUUACGUUCCUUCGGUACCUUAGGUGUAAGUACACGGAGCUCGAUUGUGUUGAUAUGACGCCUGAAUGGCGUUCUCUGUGAUCAUCAAAUACGCGAUCGCAUAAUGGUUUCCAAGUUUCGCGGGCAACUACUUGC
Messenger RNA from Emericellopsis atlantica, 1140 nucleotides. RefSeq names its product FK506-binding protein 2. Lineage: Eukaryota; Fungi; Ascomycota; Sordariomycetes; Hypocreales; Bionectriaceae. Gene Ontology annotation, biological process: protein peptidyl-prolyl isomerization. Bases 218 to 766 code for a protein of 182 amino acids. The record is from RefSeq and is a predicted model, not a curated record. The transcript is spliced from 5 exons. Gene Ontology annotation, molecular function: peptidyl-prolyl cis-trans isomerase activity.